Molecule: messenger RNA, 2121 nt
Organism: Argiope bruennichi
Lineage: Eukaryota; Metazoa; Arthropoda; Arachnida; Araneae; Araneidae
Exons: 1
Coding region: 1-2121 (706 amino acids)
Source: RefSeq, a predicted model, not a curated record
AUGCAGGUGUCCACAGUAAGCGAUGACUCAUCCUCAAUGAAUUCAAGGCAGACUCCCUCAGUUGCUGACCCCUAUUCGUUGUGCAACCCUUCCCCCCUGACUUCCUGUUUCGUUACUCAGAAGAAAAGAGUGAUUCUAGCUACGGCUGUUGUUUAUGUUUUGGAUAGUUUCGGAACUGUCAAAAAGGGUAGGGCUUUAUUAGAUUCUGGAAGCAUGUGUAAUUUGAUGACAUCUGAUUUCACCAAUGCACUUGGUUUAAAGAAAGAAAAAAUAAAUGUUCCAAUAUCGGGGAUUUCCGAUACUACUCUUAAUGUGAAAAGAAAAAGUACCUCCACUAUUUUGAACUCUGAUGGUUCUUUUACUGCAACACUAGAUUUCUUGGUCAUUCCGAAAAUCACAGAUCUAAUGCCAUCCACAUUUAUUGAUUUAGAAGGAAUAGAAAUUCCGCCUUACGUCCGAUUAGCAGAUCCGGAAUUCUUUUCCCCCAAAAAAGUGGAUAUAUUAAUAGGGGCAGAAAUAUUCUUAAGUAUCUUAAAAGAAAAUAGAUUUGAUAUAAAUAAUUCCUUAAUUUUGCAAGAAACUGUAUUUGGACAUAUACUAAGUGGAACAAUUCAAGGUAAACAGGAAUCACAGCACUGUGGUUUAAUCUCUCAAAUAGAUAACUUAGAUAAUUUGUUAAAGAAAUUUUGGGAAGUUGAAAAUAUUUUAGAUACACCUACAUCUAAAAACAAAGAAGAAUUAGAAUGCGAAGAAAAUUUCGUGCAAACUUAUCGUAGGGAUGAGCAAGGUAAAUAUAUUGUUAACCUUCCUCUUAAGAAAAAUAUGCAAUUAGGCAAUUCCAUUCAAAUUGCAAAACAAAGAUUAGAUAGUCUCUGGAAGCGAUUAAAUAAUGAUCCGAAUUUUUCUAAUCUUUAUUGUAAUUUUAUGAAAGAAUAUGAGCAAUUGGGUCAUAUGCAAAAAUUAGAUAGUAUUGAGAAUGUAAAAUAUGUCAUGCCUCAUCACGGCGUUUACAAGGCUGAUAGUAGUACAACAAAGUUACGCGUAGUUUUUGAUGCCUCAGCUGCAUCUACUUCAGGUGUAUCUUUGAAUAACUGUUUGCUAAAAGGAGGUGUUGUUCAAGAUGACUUGUUUUCAAUCUUAUUGAGAUUCCGAAAGCACAAGAUUGCAUUUACUGCUGAUGUCAAGAAAAUGUACAGACAGAUUUGGGUUAAUCCUGAGCAGUGUAAUUUUCAAUGCAUUCUUUGGAAAACCAGGAGUUCUGAGGAACCUUCAUUUUAUAAGCUUCUUACAGUUACAUACGGCACCAAAUCUGCUCCCUACUUAGCUACGAGAGUGCUAAACCAAUUAGCAAUAGAUGAGCAACACAAAUUUCCUUUAGCAUCUGCUGUAACCUUAAAAGAUUUUUAUGUUGAUGAUGUUCUCUCUGGUGCAGAUGACGUUUCUACUGCAAUAAAAUUACAGCAAGAAUUGAUUUCUCUUCUAAAAGCUGGUGGCAUGGAUUUGCACAAAUGGUGUGCAAACAAUGAAAUGCUUUUAGAAUCUGUUCCAUCUGAAGAUCAAGGUUAUCAGUUUGGUGAUUCUGAUAAAAAUACAAUUAAAACACUUGGCUUGAAAUGGAACCCAAAAGAAGACUGCUUUGGUUUCAAUGCAACUCCAUCAACUAGCAUUCCCACAAAGCGAACUGUUUUGGCUGAUAUAGCUAAACUUUUUGACACACUUGGUCUCCUAGGACCAGUGACAGUAAAGGCAAAGAUCUUCCUCCAGAGAUUGUGGCUACACAAAAUUGAAUGGGAUCAAGUGUUACCACAUCAGGAAAAGCACGAAUGGGAAAUAUUCAGAUAUUGUUUAGGGGAUAUUACAAAGAUGCAAAUUCCUCGUUGCAUUCUAACUGACUCCGUCAAGGAAGUUGAACUACAUGGUUUUGCUGACGCAUCGAAAGUUGCUUAUGGUGCAGUCAUCUAUCUUCGUUGUGUUACUAUAUUGAAUCAUGUGAAAGUUUCUCUACUAUGCAGCAAAUCUAAAGUUGCUCCAAUUAAGGUGAUGACAAUACCCCGUCUUGAGCUAUGUGCUGCUGAGCUCUUGCUAAGCUCGCUUCUAAAACUGUGUCAUCUCUUAACCUGA